Molecule: messenger RNA, 4867 nt
Organism: Diachasma alloeum
Lineage: Eukaryota; Metazoa; Arthropoda; Insecta; Hymenoptera; Braconidae
Product: E3 ubiquitin-protein ligase RNF19A
Exons: 11
Coding region: 365-2695 (776 amino acids)
Biological process (GO): positive regulation of proteasomal ubiquitin-dependent protein catabolic process; protein polyubiquitination; ubiquitin-dependent protein catabolic process
Cellular component (GO): ubiquitin ligase complex; cytoplasm
Molecular function (GO): ubiquitin protein ligase activity; zinc ion binding; ubiquitin conjugating enzyme binding
Source: RefSeq, a predicted model, not a curated record
CGCGCCCCUCCUUCCCUCUAGUCCCCAUGAUUGUGACCAAGUCAACGUGUGAAGUGUCUGUCAGUCCGUGCGAAGUGCUCCAAACCCCCGACAAAUACAAAACCCAAACUUCACCACAUCAUCCCCACCUCAGUCAUCCCCUCAAGUGCGAAAAAACCCGCCGUAAAAAUAAUCCCCCGGUCGUGAUACCCGAACAACCCAUGGAUUAACUCCAAUUUUAGCCCGUGCAACAAGUGAAAGCUGAUGUUUCCCCAUCGACGCACGGAAAUACCAGUUUAUCGGAUUCUCGAUUUAUGUCGGUAAAUCUAUGUGGAGGGUUGAGACCCUGAAUGUCAUUGUGACGAGGAUGUAAUAAACACUGAGGAUGAUGAAAGAAGGCGAGUCUGUCAGUGGUUGCAAUACCGCUCCUGCCAGAGCGAGGAGGUAUUUGCCGAGGUUUUCGUUGAGGAGAUUGUUGUACUCUAGUCCGUUCCUGGGACAGAGGAUCACUAGGGCAGCGAGCUCCAGCAACAGGAGCAACAAAGGCAAGGAUGGGAAUGCUGGGAAGACUAUUGAUGUAGAGAAGGGGGAGGCCAGGGGGACCAGUGGGUCUAGCCAUCUGCAGUAUCACAGCUCGGACCUUCAUCGGGCCACCAGCAAGGGCUCGGUUUUGUCAACAGCAGGAAAGAGUUGUGAAAAUGGCCUGGUUGAGUGUCCACUGUGUUUAGCAGAGUUGCCCCUCGAACUAUUUCCAAUAAUCCAGUCGUGUCACCAUCGCAGCUGUUACGACUGCUUCCAGCAGUAUCUGAGGGUUGAGAUAUCCGAGUCACGUGUCAACAUUGCAUGUCCAGAGUGCGCCGAGCCACUUCAUCCAAACGACAUUCGAAUGAUCUUGAAUGAUCAAGUUCAGCUGGAAAAGUACGAGGAUUUCAUGGUCAGAAGGGUGUUGGCUGUCGAGCCUGACGCCAGAUGGUGUCCAGCCCCCGACUGCUGCUUCGCUGUUAUCGCCAGUGGCUGCGCUUCUUGCCCUAAAUUAAGAUGUGAGAGACCUGGAUGUGACUCCUACUUCUGUUAUCACUGCAAAGCUCGGUGGCAUCCCAAUCAGACUUGCGAUGCUGCCAGGGCGCAGAGGUCCCAGCAUUACGAUCGUACUUCAUCGCUCAGCUUCAGUCAGAGUGAUUCACAACACAGGGAUGAUAUCAAACCGUGCCCGAGGUGUCAAGUGCUUAUCGUUAAGAUGGACGAUGGCAGCUGUAAUCACAUGACUUGCGCCGUUUGUGGGGCUGAAUUUUGCUGGCUGUGUAUGAAGGAAAUCAGUGAUCUCCAUUAUCUCAGUCCCUCUGGCUGCACAUUCUGGGGUAAAAAGCCAUGGUCACGAAAGAAAAAAAUCCUCUGGCAACUUGGCACCCUCGUGGGUGCACCAGUCGGCAUUGGCCUUGUUGCUGGAAUCGCAGUUCCUGCCAUGAUAAUAGGUAUUCCCGUCUGGGUCGGCCGCAAGUUGUAUACAAGAUACGAACAAGAUAAUAAACACAAGAGAAAUGCUCUCAUCGCGGGCGGGGUAACGGCAUCGGUUCUAGUGUCACCGGUGCUUGCUGGACUCGCUGUUGGCAUUGGCGUGCCUAUUCUACUGUUUUAUGUUUAUGGAGUCGUACCCGUGUCACUCUGCAGAAGUGGCGGCUGCGGGGUGUCAACCAAUGGCUCCGGAGUCAGAUUCGAGUUUGAUGAUGAGAAUGAACUCAUGGGGGCACUCUCUGGAAGGAAUGUUGGAGAUGCAGCAUCGAUAGACGUUGCAAGCCACCGAGGUGGAAACCCCUCGAUCGGCGAGGCCUCCCUCUCCCUGGGUAGUGGAAGUCAAUUGGAAAAAUUGGGACGCGAGAAUGAUCGAGAGAGUGCAAGUAACGUGGCACUUGCUGGUGCAAGUUUGGCUGGCAGUAUAGCCUCCAGUGUCCUGCCUGGUGGUCAGAGGCUCGAGGUCCAGGCUGACGUCACAUCCACCCAGCGCUUCAGUCUGUGCAGCGAGACAGCGUCAGCCGCCACUAGUCUCUCCGAGAAAUCGGUUAAUGCAUCGAUAGCUGCUGACGACGGCGGUGCAUCCACCAGAGCACUGGCUGGCUCAGUGCUCAAUUUCAAGGUGGACAGUUGCUCGAUAAGUGGAGGGAGGAGUGUCGAUAAUGAACCUGCUGCUAAUCAAACGACCCCUGUGGACUCGGCUGGGCAGGCCGCCUCGCUGAGUUCACUGGAGGAGAUACAGCCUGGGCUGGCCAAGAGGGCCAGGAGGAAACCCACCCUCGACAGGCAGCACAGCGACUCCAGCAACUGGGCGGCUUCUGGGGAGGACGGAAAUUCCGAGCGGGUGAGGUUCGAUGAUCACGUCAGCUUCAUUGAGGCCCAUGAGGAGCCCGGCAACUGCAACAGGGCGCAGGGGAGGAGGAAGAGGAAUAAGGAAGGGGAUGCUGAAGGUGAUGUGAUAAGGACUAGAAAUGGCAACGAUGAAGAUAACCCAACAGAAGAUAGUAAUUCCCGUGCAAGGGUGAACGUGGCAGCAUUGAGAAUUGUAUUUUUUCAUAAUUCAUCAUCAGGUGAGAAAAGGCUGCCAGUAAUAGAGGAGCCGGGCUCCUCAACCCAACCCUCAACCGUAGUUCGUAUUUCAACACCAAUGAAUAACAACGAGACAAAUGAAACUCAUGCUGAGGGAGACGAUAAACUUCACUGCUGAAUUAAAAAUAUUAUAAUAAAUAACUGAAGACUGACAAACGCGCAUGUAAACGUAAUUAUACUAUUAUAAUUAUAUUAUACACAUAUGGAGUUUAUUGUCAAGAGGUCAUUUGAGGGAAAACAGUUUGGGGGAGAUGAAUUUUUAUUAAAGUUUUAGAGUGGAGAAAGGGAUGGACAUUAUUUUACUUUUUGGAGAGAAUUUCUUUCCCUGAAUAAUUUCAAUGUUCAGUUGUUGGAUUAUAUUCGAAUGAAUUCAUUGAUUUUCACUCCAUAUUCAACAUUUUUUCCCCUCAGAAUUCAAUAACAAGUUAUAAAACCCACGAAAAUGUGGAAUUGCGAUUGAAAAAACAUGUAAAAUAAUCUUGCGCACAGUGUACAUUGGAUGUGGGGUACACUCUAAAUAUAAACGAAACUAAUGGAUAUUAUUUUACUCGUUUGGAAACAAUUUCCCUGAAUAAUUUCAACGUCUCAGUUGUUAUAUUCGGAUUAUAUUCGAACGAAUUCGUGGAUUUUUCCUCAGAAUUCAAUAACGAGAGAUAAAUCCCACGAAAACGCGAAAUUACGAACGAAAAAGAUGCAAAAUGCUGUAAAAUCAUGUUGCGAUGAGAAAAAAAUACACCUAAAGUACAUUAUUUUACACAUGUGGAAGCAAUUUCUUUCCCCGAAUAAUUUCAAUGUCUCAGUUGUUGGAUUUUAUUCGAACGAAUUGAUGGAUUUUCCCUCAGAAUUCAAUACCAAGAGAUAAAACCCACGAAAAUGUGGAAUUACGAAUGAAAAAACACGCAAAAUGCUGUAAAAUCAUCUUGCGAUGAGAAAAAAAAUGCGCUUGAUUGCUCAGUGUACAUUGGAAGUGAGGGUACACCGUAAAUAAAUGAAAUGAAAAUAGCUGACGCGCUCUUUGUAUAAAAAUAAAUGCUUUACAUGGUGUAUACAGAAAAUUUGAUCCGUUCGACGUCAAUGAAUCCGUGUCUAAUAAUGGAAAAAAACGAUAAAUCGUUGAACAAGAUGUAGACUAAGUGAAAUUUUUUUGAGAUAAACAUUUGAAUGAAUUUGAUGAUUAAUUAAAUUAGUCGCAUGUAUUCAUCAACGAAUAACGAGUACAUGAAAUACGUGUGUUUACAUUAUCUCCAAGAGCAGCAUUUUUUAAUCUUUCCUCGAAAGCUUCCAAGUUGGAGUGAAUGAGACACGAGUGGUGAUUACCCUCGAUGGACAGUAGAAAUUAGGGUUUAAGGAAUUUUUCUUGUUUUUUUUUUAUGGUAACACUGAUGGAAAGAUGAGAAUAAAUCAGUACUGAUCUUGCUCAAUGCCGAUUGAGGAACAGGGUGAAGAGAUAUAGACGAAAGUUACGAAGAAAAACUACUUUAAGGAGAUCCCAGGGGCAUCUAAAGUUGAGAGUGGAUUAGAAAAUUUGAAGUUUUUUUUGACGUGAUUAAUAUGCACUCUGUGUUGUACGAUCCCCAUUUUUCGUCGAUAGGAUAGAAAAAUGAACUGAUUUCACUUUUUUAUUAUUCAAUAAACAACUCUGUUCGUCGAUUUAUCGAAGACAAUUUUUUCCCCUUUGUCAACACUUUAGACUUAUUGAAUUAAAAUUCACAGCAUUUUUAAACAAUGUCAAUUCUGCGAUGGAUCUCCUUAAAAUUAUUGGUGACCCUAAUUUACAUUAGAGUUUACACGAUGCCAAACGAUUUUAAAUUACAUUUUUGAUACAAUUUAUUGUUUACUGAUCCCACGACGAGAGAAAUUGUUAUUUGAAUUUGUGUUGAUUCUGCUCUUGCAUAAAACUGCCAUACACGUUAUGAAUUACCUUGCAGGAAUAUUGUUGUAUAUUUGGGGGUAUGAGUAACGUGAAACAAUUCCAUUCUGGGGAUAAUCCCGAACGAAAAAGCUAGUAAGCAUUGGGUUUAGUGAAUUUUCGUGCAUCGCGCUCUCUGCAGAAUGCGGGCAGCUCAUACAAUUGGGAAUUAAGAUUUGGUGAUGUUGCUGAGCCUAAACGUUAGCUUACUGUCGUCGUUGAGAGCUCUGGAUUAAAUAUUUAGGGGGAAGAGAGGGAGAGGUUGGAUAAUAUAACUUUUUUCCUGUUGAUAGAGUGAAUGAAUUCACACGAUUAAAAUAUGAAAUUUGUAUUACAGUAUAGAAUAUGGGAUAUAAAUAAAAUCGAGAUAUUUAAGUGAAA